Dioscorea cayenensis subsp. rotundata (Guinea yam) is the source of this 999-nucleotide messenger RNA. RefSeq names its product zinc finger MYM-type protein 1-like. NCBI's taxonomy places the organism in Eukaryota, Viridiplantae, Streptophyta, Magnoliopsida, Dioscoreales, Dioscoreaceae. The record is from RefSeq and is a predicted model, not a curated record. The transcript has a single exon. The coding region runs from base 1 to 999 and encodes 332 amino acids.
AUGAGUUCAACGUCUGAUGCAAGUACUGUUCCACAAAAGAAAAGCCGUGUUGAGUUUGAUCCGAGUGAUAUUAUCGCCGACCCAGGGCUUCAAAAACCAAUUGAAGAGUACGACAUAGGAAUAAGAGAUCAAGUAAGGAGAGAGUAUUUGUUAAUGGGUCCAUGUCAACCAGUUGGUCACAAUUUUCCUAGAAAACAACAAGGAAAAGAUUUGAGAAGCUUUAAAGAAGUGUGGUUUCAGAAAUUUGAUUGGUUGGAAUAUAGUGUGGAGAAAGAUGCAGCUUAUUGUUUCUAUUGUUAUCUUUUUAAGCAAUCAAGGGGAGAUAAACUUGGGAUUGAUGCCUUCACAAAGACAGGGUUUAGCAAUUGGAAGAAGGCCAUGGAAGUUUUCACUGAGCAUGUUGGAGGAGUUAAUAGCAACCACAACAAUGCAAGGCGACAUUGUGAGGAUUUCAAAAAUCAGAGACAAAGUGUGUCACACAUAUUCUCUUCUCAUAACAGAGAGAUGGAGAUUGCAUAUAGAGCUCGUGUCACUGCUGUUUUACGUGUUGUUAGAUUUCUUCUGUUGCAAGGUCUUACUUUUCGUGGACAUGAUGAAUCUUCUAGUUCCACAAAUAGGGGUAACUUUCUAGAGAUGCUGAAUUGGUAUGGGACAGAAGUUGAAAGUGUUGGUCGUGUGAUUAAUGAAAAUGCUCCUGGAAAUAAUCAAAUGACUUCUCCACAAAUACAGAAGGAGUUAGUAAGGGCUUGUGCAGAAGAGACCACACGGGUCAUUAUUGAUGAGAUUGGAGAUAGUCAUUUCUCUAUACUUCUUGAUGAGUCUCAUGACAAAUCAAUAAAAGAGCAAAUGGCUGUGAUUGUGAGGUUUGUGAACAAGCAAGGCCAAGUAAUUGAAAAGAUUUCUUCUUUGUUGAACAUGUUGCCGAUACUUGACCUCUUCAUUAAAAGACGACUUUGGAUGGAUUGUUUGCCCGUUAUGGUUUAUCUAUUUCUAGAUUGA